CUGCAGCUGCAGCUCUAUCUCCUUCUUGCUCCUCGUUUUGCUGCACGCGCCUGAUCAGCUGAUGCGUCACGUGACUCGCUCUCAGCAAAAUGGAGUUGUCCGAGUCUGUGCAGAGAGGGCUGCAGUCUCUGGGCGAUCAGGCGGUGCUGGACCGCGGCAGCUUCCCGGUUGUAGUAGAUGCGUGUUUCAGGAGUCUGCUGUCGUCGCGCGGGGAUCCCGCCGUGCUCGAUCUGCCCGAGCUGAAGCACGUGGACAAGAUCCUGCUGAAGCAGAUCCACGCCGCCGCCACCACCUUCAUCCUGGAGGCGGUCAAACACAACGCGGAUAAAUCCACCAUAAGCUCCAGCCUGGAGGAGCUCACAUUCAACACAGAAAGAGUAGAAAUCUUUUAUAGCACCUUUCAGAAACAUAAAAAGGACUUGGAACUGCUUUUGUCCAGCAUAGGCAGAGGUCCAGCUCACAUUAAAGACGUCUCCUGGCGCCUGCAGUAUCAGAUGAAGAACGGACAACUGGACAAAGUCAACGAGCCCUUCUACUUGAUAUCAUUGAGCACUGAGAAUGGAGGAGCUUCGGAGGAUGUCGACUUUAGCUGCACAGCAGAGCAGCUGCAGGAUUUGGUUGGGAAGCUGAAGGAUGCCGCCAAGAGUGUGGAGAAAGCCAGUCAGAUGACCCAGCGAUUCCCCGCCGAGCCUUCAGGUGAGUCUCGGGUGUCGCGUGGAACUAGGGCGGGCGCUUCGGGGGCUUUGUUCUGCUGCGUUUUCCGCUCCGAUCCAGCGGUGGAUGCGGGGCUCUCGGAGGCGGCUGCGGCGAUCACCGACGUGGAGCUCCGAGGAUUCUGUCAGUGUCCCAACAUGCACCGCACGACCAGGAUAAAGAUCACUGAGCUCAAUCCUCACCUCAUCUGCGUCCUGUGCGGAGGAUACUUCAUAGACGCAACCACCAUCAUUGAAUGCCUCCACUCAUUUUGCAAAAUGUGCAUCGUGCGUUAUCUGGAAACCAGCAAAUACUGUCCUAUUUGUGACGUGCAAGUGCAUAAAACCAAGCCUCUUCUCAACAUUAGAUCUGACAAAACUUUACAGGACAUUGUGUACAAACUGGUUCCAGGACUCUUUAAAAAUGAAAUGAAGAGAAGGAGAGAUUUCUACGCAGAGCACCCCGUGGAUGCCUCGAACGGGUCACACGAGGAUCGGGGGGAGGUGGCAGAUGAGGACAAGAGAAUAAUCACAGAUGAUGAAAUCAUCAGCCUCUCUAUUGAGUUCUUUGACCAGAGCAGAUGUGCAGGAGGUGGAGCUGAUGACAAGCAGUGCAGGGAUCAGGUGACUAACAGAAGGUACCUGCAAUGUCCAGCAGCGAUGACAGUUAUGCAUCUGAGGAAGUUUUUGCGCAGCAAAAUGGACAUCCCAAACACCUACCAGGUGGAAGUCAUGUAUGAAGACGAGCCUCUUAAGGAUUACUACACAUUAAUGGAUAUAGCGUAUAUCUACACUUGGAGACGG
Messenger RNA from Oryzias melastigma (Indian medaka), 1496 nucleotides. RefSeq names its product bmi1 polycomb ring finger oncogene 1a (gene bmi1a). Gene Ontology annotation, molecular function: promoter-specific chromatin binding. Gene Ontology annotation, cellular component: PRC1 complex. Gene Ontology annotation, biological process: negative regulation of transcription by RNA polymerase II. Lineage: Eukaryota; Metazoa; Chordata; Actinopteri; Beloniformes; Adrianichthyidae. The record is from RefSeq and is a predicted model, not a curated record.